This is a messenger RNA of Cadophora gregata, 1543 nucleotides long. RefSeq lists its product as uncharacterized. Lineage: Eukaryota; Fungi; Ascomycota; Leotiomycetes; Helotiales; Ploettnerulaceae. The transcript is spliced from 3 exons. Gene Ontology annotation, biological process: sphingoid catabolic process. Bases 1 to 615 code for a protein of 204 amino acids. Gene Ontology annotation, cellular component: endoplasmic reticulum. The record is from RefSeq and is a predicted model, not a curated record.
AUGAAGGGCUUUGAUUUGGAGAAGCAGUUGCUUUUCUACGGAGCAUACCACCAUGAUCCCGUGAACGUAGGAAUCCACAUGGUCUGCGUACCUAUCCUCCUCCUAACAGGCUUCCAAUUCGGAUCCAACACGCCCUCCCUUCCCCAAACCCCCAAAUUCCUCUCCCUCCGCUCCCUCCCCCUCAACCUCGCCACCCUCGCAGCAAUAACAUACUCCAGCCUCUACAUAACCCUGGAGCCCUACGCCGGUCUAGCCGCCACGCCACUCAUCCUCGGCGGCGCAGCCCUAGCCAACAAAGCGACUGCAAAAUUCGGGAGCAAGGCCACCAAGGUCAGCGCUCUCGUCCAUGCUGUGAGCUGGAUUGCGCAGUUUGUGGGACAUGGGAAGUAUGAGGGGAGGGCGCCCGCCCUGCUGGAUAAUCUUGUGCAGGCGCUGUUUUUGGCGCCGCUGUUUGUGUGGAUGGAGGUGCUUUUUAAGUUGGGGUAUAGACCGGAGUUGAGGAAGAGGUUGGAGGAGGGGGUGAGGAGGGAGUUGAGGAGGUUGGAGGUGCUGAAGGAGGAGAGGAGGAGGAGGGAGUUGGAGGGGAAGGGGGAGCGGGAGGGGGAGGGGAAGUAGGGGACUAUACCUGAGGAAGGAGUUUUGAGGAUGGGGUGGAGGGAGAUGAUUCGGGGGUGGGGGGAUUGUGGGUUUGAAGGUAGGAGAGGAGGAUGGGAUAUGGUAUAUGGGUUGUGGGUUACUUACUUGGUAUGUAAGAAAAAGAGGAAGAAGAGUUGGGUGGAGAGCAUGCGUGGAAAUGGAAGGAGAUUUUGCUUUGUCUGUAUUUGAUGAGGCGUGAUGCUUUUAAUGAAGAGGAUGAGUUGUGUGAUGAUUGCGAAACGUAGCUAUGAUAGACCUCAAGAGAAAUGCCUUGUUUUCGAGAUCGAGAUGGGAAUAAUGUGAUGAGUUGAGUAGUUCGAAUGCAACGACAUUGCAGAAGAAGGAUAUAGUGUAAGAAAUGCCGUGUUGAUAUGUACCUCGAUAAACCAGCAUGAUUCCACAGUGUCACUUCUCUGAGGACUUAUCAUUCUGAAGAUAAUAAAGUUGAUUGCCAUUGCAAGUGGCAUAUAUUCCCAUCAUAAGCCGAAUAGAUGGCGAAAACCAUGGAGUCUGGUCUGAUACAGCGUUGUCUCUCGGACACGGGAAGGGGGGUUCGUCGUCCCUCAGUGGUGAAGAAAGGGCAGUAACAGAAUUAAACAUCUCCAUCAUGAAUAGCAGAACAUAAAAUGCUGAUCAAAGACAUCAGUGAAAUAUUCUGGAUGUUUCAAAUGGCCUCUCUUGGAGCGACUGUAAAGACUGUAGAGAACUGUACAGUAUCUCUGCCUGCUGCUCUGGUACUAACGAACCUGAGACACCAUUAGCCACUGUCAAUAGCUUCCAGUUUGUCUUUGGCAGGACAAGCUUCGAACCUCUCAUUCCCUUUCCUCAAAAUUCGAUGCACAUGACAUCAUCAACAAAUGCUUAAACCGGGAGAUUUUCAUCGGAAGGAAGAGAGAGAAAAUUUCCC